Messenger RNA from Jaminaea rosea, 2048 nucleotides. RefSeq lists its product as hypothetical. Bases 1 to 1809 code for a protein of 602 amino acids. The transcript has 2 exons. The record is from RefSeq and is a predicted model, not a curated record. Gene Ontology annotation, biological process: mRNA splicing, via spliceosome. Gene Ontology annotation, molecular function: pre-mRNA 3'-splice site binding. Gene Ontology annotation, cellular component: spliceosomal complex. Lineage: Eukaryota; Fungi; Basidiomycota; Exobasidiomycetes; Microstromatales.
AUGCAAUCCUCCUUCUCCUCUACGAAACUCUCUCGCGAAGAAUUUCGUCGUCAGAAAGACCUCGAUGCAGCUCGCAAAGCGGGGACGGCCCCCGCCGAAGUCGGGGAGGAUGGUGUAGUGAUCAAUCCACAUGUGCCCGACUACAUGAGUAAGGCUCCCUGGUACCUCGAUACGGGGAAGCGUAGUUUGAAGCAUCAGGCCAAACCUGACAAGGGGGAGAGACGGAUCGGCAUCGACGAAUGGUACGAACGUGGUCGCCGCACCAGUGGGGGGGAGGGGAGCAAAGCCACAAAGUACCGUAAAGGGGCGUGUGAGAAUUGUGGAGCUAUCACGCAUCCUACGCGGGAAUGUUUGGAGCGACCGAGGAAGAAGGGGGCCAAAUAUACGGGAAAAGACAUAGCGCCCGACGAGGUCGUCACGGACUUCGCUGGCAAGACGAUGGAUUUCGCUGCGAAGCGCGAUAGGUGGAAUGGGUACGAUCCUGCAGAGCAUGGCAGGGUGAUGGAGGAGUGGGAGGCGGUUGAGGAGGAGAGGCGUAGGAGGAGGGAGGAGAUGGUUGAUGCGCAAGGGCAGGGGGUGGAGCGUGAUGGGGCCGCGCUGGCCAAGAAGAAGAAGAAGGGCAAGAACAAGAAGGACUCCGCCGCCGCCGCGCACGAUUCCGACUUCUCAUCCUCGGACAGCGACGAGGCAGAGCAAGACGACUCGCAGUACGCCGAGAGUGCCAACAUGGCUGGUCAAAAGGUGGAUACGGACAAUCGCAUGUCCAUUCGCAACCUGCGCAUCCGCGAAGACCGAGCCAAGUACCUCUACAACCUCGACCCCAAUUCCGCCUACUACGAUCCCAAGACGCGAUCGAUGCGCGAGGCGGCCAGCGCGGCGGGCAGUGGCAGCGGUAGCGGCUUUGCAGGGGAUAACGCCACGCGCAACAAGGGCGACAGCGUAGCGAUGCAGCGUCUCCAACUAUUCGCCUGGCAGGCCGAAGCUCGUGGGAAUGACUUGCACCUCCAGGCCAACCCUACGGUUAACGAACGGCAAUUUCGCGAGUUUCAGGAGAAGAAGGACAAGCUGCGCGAGUCUACGCGGGGGUCCAUCCUGGACCGAUACGGCGGGGCGGAGCAUUUUGACUCCGUACCACGCGAGGUGCGCGAGGGGCAGAGUGAGCGAUACGUCGAGUAUUCGCGCAGUGGGCGCGUCAUCAAGGGGCAGGAGCGCGCCAAGGUCAAGAGUCGCUUCGAGGAGGAUGUGUGGGAUAACAAUCAUACGAGCGUGUGGGGCAGUUGGUACGAUUUGGGCCAGGGGAAGUGGGGAUACAAAUGCUGUUGUUCGACUGUGGCGAAUAGCUACUGUACGGGCGAGGCGGGGAGGGAGGCAGCCAAGGCUGCGCAGGCGUUGCACGACGACGACGACAAGCACCACCGACGCUCACGCUCAUCUCGCCAUCGCCAUCGCCACUCGCGCUCACGCUCACGCUCUCGCUCCCCUCGCGGCUAUAAAUCACGCAAACACCUUGGCGAAGGGGACGUCUCUUCCCGUCUGGACCGUAAGAAGCUGGCACGCGCCCUCGAAGACGAAGAGCGUCGUCUGCGACGCGAGAAGGAGACGGGCGAGGAGCGUGCGAAGCGCGAUGAGGCCAAGCCCGAUUGGCUCAAGGAGGCCGAGGCGAUCAAUCGUGGUGGCGCUGGCAAGGGGAGAGGAGGGGGCGAGGCGGAGACGGAGGUGAGCGAGGAACAGAUGGAGGCUUACCGCCUCAAGCGCACUAAUGCGUACGAGGACCCCAUGGCGAACUAUCGCGACGACGAGGCGGUGUAGCUGCGACGCCUUCUUGCAUCCAAAUUCUAUUCCAUCCUCAUGCUCCGCACUUCUCCAUUGCGCGCGCGCCCUUUAGAAUUUUCCCUUCACCAAAUUCUUGACCAUCUCCCUUCCCGUAAUCCACACCGUGCGCGCAAAAGUCCCAAAGUCGAGCGUAGAGCUGACGGUAUCCGCGAACCCAAAGGGCAACAUGGGUGGGAUCCACCCUUGAGCAAGCUCGAGUGCCCAACACCCACUCU